This is a messenger RNA of Saccharomycopsis crataegensis, 2388 nucleotides long. RefSeq lists its product as uncharacterized. NCBI's taxonomy places the organism in Eukaryota, Fungi, Ascomycota, Saccharomycetes, Ascoideales, Saccharomycopsidaceae. The record is from RefSeq and is a predicted model, not a curated record. The transcript has a single exon. Bases 1 to 2388 code for a protein of 795 amino acids.
AUGGAUCAGAUCCAAUUGGCAUCGUCUAAUGGAUUUGCUUCCUCUUCUACUUCCAUAACUAGCAAUUCCAACUCCCCUUUACCAUACCCGCGAAUUUCUAGAAAAAAAUUAAGUAAAUUGGACUUUGGAGUCUCAGAUGAUUUGUCCAGUGAAUCUCUGGAACCACACAGUACUCCAAAAGUUUCAAAUGCGCCACUUGCUAAUGUUGAAGGUGACAAAGGACCUACACAUCCACUAAAAUUGAGCAGUUCUAAUGAUCAAAAUGAUUUUCUGGCAAGAGAAGUGUCUCGGCUACCAAGAUCCUUUGAUAUUCUAUCAUUUGAAGAUGAGCUAUCUAAAUUACUAGAAUCAGCCAAUUCGCUUGACCAGGCUCAAAAGAAUGCCAUUCAGGCUAUGUUACAUUCUGUUUUCGAUUUUUUUCAAAUCCCAAUAUCUUUUGACAAGUCUGAUAAUAAUAAUAACAACAAAAAUGAAGUCAGUGCGUCACUAAUAGAUAUCGCUUCAUCCCAAGUUUUCUUCAAGAUACAAGACGUGUUUUUUGCCCUUUCCUCACUUAUUCAACAUCUAGCAACUGCAAGGGGCAAAUCAUCAAUUAAUCUUGGUAUGAGCUCAUCCCCGCAAGUUCAAAAUCCCGCUUCUCUCCACCAUUUUUCGGGCUUGAAAUCGCCCUUAAUUGCAAGCGAUGACGAAAGUUUGGAUAAAUUGUCACCCCUCAACAGCUCUUAUACCAAAAGAAGACCUUCAAAUUCCAGUUUUGGCUCGCCGUUACGAGGAAGAUCCAAGAACCCCAACUCUUUUGGUAAUUUGGUUUCACAUUCUACCGGUAAUGUUAAUUUUGUCAAUGAGUCAAAAGUGCAACAUCUCCAUGAAAGCGCUAUUAGCUCAACAAAACCAAAGGGUAGAUCCUUGUCCCCUAGGGUGCCGUCUAGCUACGAUAUGGUUGUUGAAGAAAGUGAAAAAAGUGAAGAGAGCGAAUUUUCUGAUGAUGAUUUCAUUCAACAACCAACUAUAGGUGAUCAUGGUAACAACUCUACUCUGAGAUUACGGCUGAGAGUAUUUGGUGACAGUCGUCACAGUAGUUUUAAUAAUAGAAGUGUUAGAAAUAGCUCAUUUCUUGGUCAAUCUAAUCACAAUAAUUCAUUAUUAAGUGCUGGUAAUGGGAGCCAAACCAAUAAUUUUGCAUCUGGAAGUUAUUCUUAUAAAAACAACAAUGAGCCAUUCUUGUUACCGGAUCAUGCCAGCGCUUCAUUUAUUUCAUCUAACAACGCUAAUGACUCGAAAAUGUCAUUCCGUGACCAAAUUCAGACUAGUCCAACUUUUGGAUCACAAUCUUUGCAUAAUUAUCAUAAACCACAGAACUUUGGGAAUCGUGCAGCGACCUUGAAUUUAUCUGAGUUUCCCAAUAAUGUUCCUGGUUCACGUACUUCUUUUCCUGGUUUCGCCUAUUCCAAUUCCCAUUCGCAUUCAAUGAGUCGCUCACACCGUCCAAUGUCACAUCAGCCUCAAGAAGAUAUUUCAUAUAUUGAAGGUUUUGAUGAAGUUUUGCCAAGCCAAUUGAAUAGCUCAUCACAGCCAGAAAAAUAUGAUAAUUUAUUCAUUGACAUGAAUAGAAGUUUUGACUAUACUAAAAUUGCACAAUCUCAAUUGCAAAACGCGGUCAUGGGAAAUAGCAGCCGUCAUGGUACUUUUGGUACCAAUCAGGAACAAAUAGAUGUUCAAAACUCUAGUUUCAGUGGCAAUAAUAAUUCAAUUUCGAGUUACUCGCAUCAUAAACAACAACAGCAACAACUCAAGAACAUUGAAGCAUUGGAAAGGCUUAAGUCUCGUGCAACUUCCAGAGCAAAUUCAAGAACCGCAACUUUCACAUCAACGACCUCUAACCCAAUGUCUGUCAAUUCGAGAUCACUAAAUACAUCACAAUCACAGCAUGCUAAUCCUGGCUAUAGCAAUCGUCAUUACAAAUUACCUUCUUCUUCGUCAACUGAAUUCCCAAAUUCUGGGGCUUCUGGCUCGAUGGUGGGUAAUCGCGAACAUGAUAGCAGUUUUUUGGCUCCUAAUCAACAGCUAUAUUCUCAUUUGAGAUUUGCCAAUAGCAAUCCCGCAUUCAAUAAUCAUCCUGAUAAAUCGUGGAAUCACAAUUCAAGUUACAGAGAGAAUUUUGACAAUAUUUAUGAAACCAGUGGUAGUGAAAGUUUGAUUGGUAAUAGUAUUGGACAUCUUUCAAGUGGGAGAGCUCGCCCUCAUUCUGUUUUGUUGACUAAUAUAAUGGGGGGAGGCUCAAAAUAUGGCUCUCGAACAUCAUCUUUCAUAGAAGAUGAUAAUUUUAAGGGACGUCAUUCUUUUGAGGAUAGUGCUGUUGCGGAUAAGAGAAAUAGCUUGAGGUUUUAA